Gekko japonicus is the source of this 4359-nucleotide messenger RNA. Its product is annotated as ribosomal protein S6 kinase beta-2-like. The transcript has 15 exons. Gene Ontology annotation, molecular function: protein serine/threonine kinase activity; ATP binding. Lineage: Eukaryota; Metazoa; Chordata; Lepidosauria; Squamata; Gekkonidae. The coding region runs from base 26 to 1375 and encodes 449 amino acids. Gene Ontology annotation, biological process: protein phosphorylation; signal transduction. The record is from RefSeq and is a predicted model, not a curated record.
UUCAGAGGGUCUGUCGCUGCAAAAAAUGUCUAGUGGUGCCUUAAAGAGCCUGAUACCAGGACAUUAUGAAGAAAUUGAAAUCUCUGAGACCAGCGUCAACAAUGGUCCGGAGCACAUUGGGCCUCACUGCUUUGAGCUCCUUCGUGUUUUGGGCAAGGGUGGCUAUGGCAAGGUGUUCCAGGUACGGAAAGUGCAGGGAACCAACGCUGGGAAGAUUUUUGCCAUGAAAGUCCUAAAGAAGGCCAAGAUUGCCCGCAAUGCCACGGACACGGCCCACGCGAAGGCUGAGAGGAGUAUCCUGGAGGCCAUCAAGCACCCCUUCAUCGUGGACCUCAUCUACGCCUUCCAGACUGGUGGCAAACUCUACCUCAUCUUGGAGUGCCUCAGUGGUGGGGAGCUCUUCAUGCAGCUGGAGCGAGAAGGCAUCUUCCUGGAGGACACAGCCGGUUUCUAUCUGAGCGAGAUCACCCUGGCCUUGGGCCAUCUGCACUCCAGUGGCAUCAUCUACCGGGAUCUCAAGCCUGAGAACAUCAUGUUGAGCCACCAGGGGCACAUCAAACUGACAGACUUUGGGCUUUGCAAGGAGUCCAUCCAUGACGGGGCUGUCACCCACACCUUCUGCGGCACAAUAGAGUACAUGGCCCCAGAGAUACUGAUGCGCAGCGGCCACAACCGGGCAGUGGACUGGUGGAGCCUUGGUGCCCUGAUGUAUGACAUGCUCACUGGAUCGCCUCCUUUUACGGCCGAGAAUCGCAAGAAGACCAUUGACAGAAUUCUCAAGGGAAAGUUGGUGCUACCCCCCUACUUGACACCCGACGCCCGUGACCUGCUGAAGAAGUUCCUCAAGAGAAAUCCCAGUCAGAGGAUUGGGGGUGGCCCUGGUGAUGCUGCAGAUGUGCAGAGGCACCCGUUCUUUCGACACAUCAACUGGGAUGACCUGCUGGCCAGGAGAGUUGACCCACCCUUCCGGCCCCCUCUGCAAUCUGAGGACGAUGUCAGCCAGUUUGACACCCGCUUCACUCGCCAGACGCCGGUGGAUAGUCCUGACGAUGGCUCCCUCAGCGAGAGUGCCAACCAGGCCUUCUUGGGAUUCACUUACGUGGCCCCAUCGGUGUUGGAGAGCAUCAAGGAAGGCUUUUCCUUCCAGCCCAAGCUGCGAUCGCCACGUCGUCUCAACAGCAGCCCCCACACACCUGUCAGCCCAGUGAAGUUUUCACCCUUUGAGGCCUUCAGACCAAGCACAACUGUGGAAAUGAUGGAGCUGCCAUCCCCUCCCCUCGUGCCUGUGCCAGAGGUCACUGCCUCCCUGCCCAUCAAGACACCAUCAGGCACCAAGAAGCAGAAGCAAAAGGGAGGUCGGGGGAGGGCACGGUAGCUGGGCCAAUCAGGAAGUAACUGGGCUGCCUGCCUGUCUGCCUGCCUCCCCAGGGGGCACUGCUCUCUGCUGGCUGGGCGGAGCUGGGCAGGGAGUAGAGCUGGCCCACAGGGCCCUUUGAGCCCAGGCGAGGAGCACGUGGUCUUCCUCUUGCAAGGGCCUUCCUCCCCUCCCAGCUGCAAAGGCCUGUGGUGCUGCUGCUGUUUCCCUGUGGUGGGGAACGAUCUUUACAUGAGGUGCUUUCGAUUCAGCCUGUAUCAUGAAUCAUGAUGGGAGUGGACAAAGCUUGGGGUGCAGAAAGGGCCCGUCGCAAGGCAGCUGCCCACAGCUGGGUAUGCCUGCCCCCCUCUAGCAGUGUGCGUUGGGACCCGAAGGGCUUUGCCAGGGGAUCGCAGUUGGGGGGCUGGGGGCUGGAUUCCCUCACUGCUGCUGUGUCUGUGUCAGAGGUUUGGCAUUUAGCAGGCAAGGGAAUGAGCCCCUUUGCCACUGGUGCCUGGAAAGGAACUCGCCCUCUUCAUGGGUCUUUAUCCGUCUCCUUUCCCCAGAAGACACCAGGGGCCAAAGAGAGCUGUUGCCCCUCCCCACUUGACGUGUGCCGGAUGGGCAGUACAAGCAAGGUCCUCUCCAACGACCCACCUGGCGUCUCAUCUCUCUAUAUUCUGGGCUGUGAAUGAAUCCCAGUUAAAAGCACACCCUUGUGGCCUUAACAGGAUUGAUACAUCCUUUCAUGCCCUGCUGGAAUGAAGAUUGUUUGCGAUUAUGAGGGAUUACUGUAUUGCGCCUUUAUUCAACCAGUCGCCCCCCUACGGAAACCCCCCCGGGGCUCUUUUGCUCAGUGAUAAGGGUCCCAAGAUCACUCUAGCAAUUGCAAGGUUUGUCUCAGUCCUUUUAGCCCUUGCCUCUAAAAAAUAAGAAAUAUGUGUUUUCUGCCACUCAGUGAGCUUCUAAGGGCCCAAAAGGGAAGGGAAGUCAAAAGCCUACCAGUCGCUGUAGAGACCCAUCAGCACUCUUGUGAUCUGUAGACUCUACAUUCGGCAGGCCAAGAUUUGUCUUCUGUGGGAUCAUGUAGGCUAAGCCAGAACUUUAGCUCCUAGCCCACCUGCCUCCCCCUCCUCUACUAGCAGGCAAGGAGCGCUCGUAACGGCAUCCUGCUGCAUGAGUUGUCACAAGCCCUUUCUUCCCUUGUCCAGAUACGUAUGCGAUAACGGUCUCGUGCUCUCAGUUGGUCCCUGCUACAUUUGCUGCUGUAUGUAAGCAGCGGUUUUCUAGACUUGCUGUUUUGUGCUUUUCUCCUCAUUGGAGUCCCUUCUAGCCUUUAUGAGCACCCGGGAGCUCUGGUUUUUUCCCCUGGUAUUUUGUGAUGUCUUCCAGUAGGUGUGAUUAUAGAAGCAGUUGGAUUUAGAUGGCACAGUGAGGUCGGAGACUUGAACCUCCCUUGUAACACAUCCCAAGCAGCAAUCUAUUUUAUUUGCCCCCAUCUUCAGGAACAGAAGAGUCCAGCAAAACAGCCUGUGUGAUGUUAGUUUGCAGGCCUUUGCUCAGGGAAGUUGUGAGCUCCACUUCAUACUCCUGCUGGGGGUUAAAUCUAUCUAAAUUGUAGCUCUGGUUCCCUUUAUUUAUAGGAAUCCAAGAAAGCUUACAUUGAUGUAACCUUAAAGCAAAGCAGUUUGCUGGCCUACAUUCUGGGAGUCACUAGGUGCUCUACUUUCAGCCUCGUUUGCAGUGAAGUAGAGGGCUUCUCUUGGUUGCCCAUCUGGCCAGGGCUGCCAAGGAUUGUGGAAGGAGAAAUCGGGAGCUGAUGAUGGCUGUCUGUUAGAUUGGCUUGUUCACAGUACUUUGUAUUAUCAUCAUCAUCAUCAUCAUCAUCAUUAAUUUAUGAAUUGCCCCAUCCGUGCUGUUGCAGGGCUCUGGGCGAUGUACAUAGAAUUAAAAACAGUCAACAAAUGAAACAAUCGAACAUAUGAAGUUACAUUGAAAAACAGAUGGCGAAUCGUAUCUUAGAGGUAAUCCCCCCCCCCCCUUACAGGCUCUGCUGCCUGUUUUCUGGGCAGGGGGGAAGGGGUCAGAACGAGGAUGGGGAGCUGAGGAGGGGGCCAGCCGAGGUGGAAACAGUCGCUGCCCUCAACCAAAAGCCUGGCGGAACAUCUCUGCCUUGCGGGCCCUGCGAGAACCGCACGAGGUCCCGCAGCAGGGCCCUGGUGUUGUUUGGCAGACAGUUCCACCCGGUUGGGGCCAGGACUGAGAAGGCCCUGGCCCUGGCCCUGGUCGAGGACCGCCGGAUGUCCUUGGGGCCCGGGGAUCCCCCGCGUGUUGUUAUCCGAGUAGCGCAACGCCCUUCCAGGGACAUAACAGAGGAGAUGGUUCCGUACAUACGUUGGUCUCUGACUGCUCAAGGCCUUAUAGGUCGAAACCAAAAUCUUGAACGUCACUCGGUUUUCCACUGGAAGCCAGUGUAGCUGACGCAGCACUGGAUGGAUAUGUCCUGUCCGUAAUGUUCCCAUCAGGACUCGCACCGCCGUGUUCGGGAUCAGUCUCUAGGGCAGGCCAGCAUAAAGUAAGUUGCGGCAGUUUAGCCUGGUGGUGGCUGUGGCAUGGAUUACCGUGGCGAGGUCUGGGCGUGACAGGAAGGGGGCCCGUUGCCGAACCUGUUGCGGAUGGGAAAAGGCCCGUUUGGCGAUCUGCAUGAUCUGGGCCUCCGUAUUCAAGGAGUCACCCAAGAUCACUCCCAGCCUCCUGAGGGAUUGUGCCGGUGUUAGUGGCACUCUGUCAGGGGCAGGUAAACUGCGCCCUGACCCUGAAGCCCCCUUCCCCAGCCACGGAACCCCCGUCUUAACUGAAUUCAGUUUCAGCCUGCUCUGUUUCAACCACCCAGCCACAGCCUCCAAACCCCUGGUGGAAUCCGGGUGGCUGGGGUGUCGUCAGUGUACUGGUGACACCCUAGCCUGAAACUCCGCAUCAGUUGGGCGAGGGGGCACAUAUAGCUG